UUGGCUAUUCAUACCAUCUUAUUCCUAUCAGACAUACACACACGACAUCUGAAACAGAUCGAUGAUGGAGGUCGAAGGAGAUUGCAGUCUAUGGCAUCACUUUAUCUUCUGUGAGGAGCUGCAAAACAACGAUGAGGAGAAUUUUAUUGUUUGCUGGCUGUGCCAGGAACCGCUAUGGGGAGGUCCCACCUACAAAUGCUUGGAAUGCAACUUCCACCAACAUGAAUCAUGCAGAGAAGAUAUUGAAAUCGAAAAACAUGAUCAUCGUUGGACGGAGGGACAUCACUUGAUCUUCAUAGAAGAGCUGCUGGACAAAUACAAUGGUGGCAUGGAGGAAGUUGUUUGCCCGGGAUGCCAGGAACCAGCAUUCGGUCCCGCUUACAAAUGCUCCUUCCCAGAAUGCACCUUCUUCCUUCACAAAUCGUGCUCUGAACAACUAUCCCACGUGAUACAACACCCCGUCCACCCGGAGCACGCCCUUUUUCUCCGAUUGCCAUCAUCAAGUAAUUGUUGUGAUGUUUGCCGCAAAUAUUGCUAUGACUCCUUAUUCUACCGUUGUUUCACCUGCGAUUUUGACAUCGACAUCAAAUGUGAAUCUCGUUGGCGAAUUAGCGCUGAGGACUGCCACCAACACUCACUCUUUCUCAUGCUGCAGCAGAUCCAAUUCACUUGCUCAGCCUGUGCUGAGGAAAGCAAUGAUAUUGCCUACCAAUGUAGCGACUGCCGAGUUCUGAUUCAUCGUAAGUGUGCUAAAUUUUCACGCACCAUCAAAACUAGUACACAUGUUCACUCACUCACUCGCACCUAUUCUCUUCGUCGAGUCAAGAAACAAGAGAACGUAUUAUGUUUACUCUGCCGUAAAAAGGUGAAUACAGAAUACGCGGCUUACUACUGUCAAAAAUGUGAUUACAUUGCUCACAUGGAAUGUGCAAAUAAUUUUAAAGUUGAAGACUGGGACCGGAGUGAAACCACUGAUGAGGUGGAUGCAAAUCAGUUGGUUCAUUUGGUGGAAGGGAUCGAAUUAACAGAGGAAGAAAGAGCUGGCCCUCGGGAUAUCAAUCAUUUCAGUCAUCCACAACAUAACUUAAUUCUCAUCAAUGAAGAGCUCGUUGAUAUCAAGCGUUGUGAGGCCUGUAUCCAAUUUAUAAUUGCUACCCCAUUUUAUAGUUGUGCACAAUGCAAUUUCUUUCUCCAUUACAGAUGUACUAAAUUACCCCUGACCAUUAAGCGAGGGCUAUUUCACAAGCAUCCACUCACCCUCCUCUCACAGAAUGUGAAUAAAGGUGAAUCAUUCUCGGGUAGUUCUUAUGGAUUGUUUUGGUGUGAGUCUUGUGGACGUAAACACCAAGGCUUCGUUUAUAGAUGUGACGAAUGCGCCGAAAAAAGUGAAUGGUUUCAAUACCGGUUGGACGUUCAAUGUUGUUUAAUUCCGGAAACCUUUGAACACAAAGGUCACGAACACUCCCUUUACCUUGUUAUAAGGUCUUCUUCCGAAAUUUGCAACGGCUGCGGUAUAAAAUGUGUGAAUUUCAGGUGCACGCAUUGCGACAAGUUCACCUUGUGUUUUAGAUGUGUAACUCUUCCGCUCGUAGCUAGAUAUGAAUAUCAUACACAUCUACUAAAACUCUUUUACACACGUGAAGAUGAUUCCGAUGAAGAAUAUUAUUGUCUGAUUUGUGAAGAAGAAAGAGAUCAUCCUAAUCAUUGGUUCUAUUCUUGUGUAAAAUGUAAGUUCACUGCUCAUUCCCGAUGCGUUCUUGGAGAGAAUCCGUGCAUUAAUUAUGGAAGAACGUUCAUCGAUAAAGAUCACGAGCAUCCUCUUACUAUUGUUCAAAAGACUAAGCAUUCUUCUCCAUGUGAUGGAUGUGGUAAGUCUUUUGUUGAUAAUAUGGCCUUAGAAUGUAGUCAAUGUAAAUUUAACGUCCACCCGACAAAAUAUUGGUGGCAUGAAGAAGGUUGUUUACAAAUACAAAAUAAAAAAGGGUAAAGGUAGCUUUUCUUGCUAUAGUUAGCUUAAUUUGUUUGAGAGAGACGGAGAGCCUCAUU
Messenger RNA from Alnus glutinosa, 2046 nucleotides. RefSeq lists its product as uncharacterized. Lineage: Eukaryota; Viridiplantae; Streptophyta; Magnoliopsida; Fagales; Betulaceae. Bases 62 to 1987 code for a protein of 641 amino acids. The record is from RefSeq and is a predicted model, not a curated record. The transcript has a single exon.